Messenger RNA from Orbicella faveolata, 3845 nucleotides. Its product is annotated as histamine H2 receptor-like. NCBI's taxonomy places the organism in Eukaryota, Metazoa, Cnidaria, Anthozoa, Scleractinia, Merulinidae. The record is from RefSeq and is a predicted model, not a curated record. Gene Ontology annotation, biological process: G protein-coupled receptor signaling pathway. Gene Ontology annotation, molecular function: G protein-coupled receptor activity. Gene Ontology annotation, cellular component: membrane.
UUAGGAACAUCAGGAAUAUUAAUUGAGAGCGAUAAAUUGCUGCCAUGUUUGAAAAAAAUCAUUCAGUCAUUUUCAGGGUCAAAAAAGCUACUUUAGAUGGGACUAAACUGCUUAACUCUUGCACCCUAAUGAGUGUUCUACGGCUUCAAUACUAGGAAUUUCAAAGGCCUGACUCUAUUUUUAUCUCAUAAAAAACGACUCACAAAGUUUUACUGACGUUUUGCAAUUUCAGUGCUGUUUUUGCGCAAUUUCCCUCCAACAAAGGCUUUUUACUGCGCGUUUAGUGCAAGGACUUGUACAAAAUUUCAGUGGGAAGUAAUGAUUUUAAGUACUCAAUAAUAUUCUUGCCACCAGUAUCCAUUUCCUUGAGGAACGCAGAGGCCAAUACCGAGCGGGCAAGACUGAUCCUCUCCGUUCAGCGAAUCACACCGCAGGAUUUGGUUCAUCAUGCCCGGGCUUACGUAAGGUCCGUAGGGUGGGCAAACUGUGAAAACCUUGUGCUGGCUUACGUGUUUAUCAACGAUCAAACAGUCCGGCCGCGUUUCACGUGCAAUGAUAAGUGAAUUAAUUAUCGCUUCAUGCUUGAAGGAGUAACAAAGAAACUGACAUAUUAAUGUGGAAGGGAUUUAAGCCCAACAUGCAUUGACCUGUGGUUUCAGUGAACAAGAUAAUUAAAAAUGUGUUCCAUUGUCAGCAGCGCACGUGGCAGCUUCGUCAGUUAAGAAAACCUCAAACUCGGAUAAUGAAAUGGAAAAAACGUUUCCACCAAACUGGUCCAAAAAUAUGUCACCAACCGAAAGCGAAGUCAAUUUUCCGAUGGAUUACACUGUCACAGAAACUGCUAUUGCCGCCGCUACCUUGCUGAUAAUAAUGAUUACAUGUUUAGCGGGAAAUGCCGUUAUUUGCUACGUAGUUCUUCGCAACAGACGAAUGUGGACAGAAAUGAACAUGUUCUUGGUGAAUCUUGCCAUUGGUGAUAUUGCUAUGGCUUUACUGUCGAUGACGACUCCGCUAAAGACAGCCAUCACCAGGCAGUGGACAUAUCCCCCAGCCGGGUACGUCUGUCAACUGAACGCUUUCUGUAGUUCCGUUUUGAUCUGCAAUACAAUAUUUACUCACACUGCUAUCUCAGUAGACAGGUUUUUCGCCGUGGUAAAACCGAUGAAGAAAAUUAUGACAAGAAAAAAGGCCUUCUCUUCCAUUUUGGGUAUAUGGUUACUUUCAGUUGCCGUUUCUCUUGGGCCUAUAUUAGGCUGGGGUCGCAACGAUUACAACGCUUCAACACUACAGUGCGGUUUUGGAUUCCCUGAGAACAGAAUCGAAGUGUUGUAUAUGAUAUUCCUCGCGGUUAUCGCAUUUCUCCUACCCAUCAUCAUAAUGAGUUACACAUAUAUAAGAAUUUAUCUAGUCGUGCGCCAUCAUACAAGAAGAAUGUCAUCUUCAACAUUCGGUAAUAAUCCUAAAGACUUCGCAAAAAAGCAGCAAAGGAUUGUCUUAACGUUUUUCCUCGCCUUGAUAGCAUUUAUUAUCUGCUGGAUGCCGUUUUUUGUGUUUAUCGCGAUUGCUGCGUCAAUUUCCUCGCGGGACGAAUUACCGCAUGGCUUAGGAUUAGCGGCUUACUGGUGUGGCUUCCUAAACUGCUCCAUAAAUCCUUACUUGAUUGGUCUAAGAAGUGAGCGAUUUCACGAAACAUUCGCACAUGUUUUUUGUUGUCGUUUUUGCUACUGCAAACGGGCUACUGGACGAAGAACUGAGGGAAGAUAUUCUUCCGACAAAACACUUUGCGCUGAAACAAAGAAUCGUACGCUAAUACACCAGACCAGUACACCUUCGCAGCAGAGUACUGGUCAUGUACAAUCAUUCCUGAACCCUAUAGCUAUCAUAAACACAAGUCAAGAAACUAUCGUCAUUCCUUCUCGCGACAAAUGGAAUGAUAACACGAAGCCAAGAAGAUCAUGGAGACAAGAAAACAUGGUAGGAGUUGUUUACCCGAAUUUUAUUCACAUGGUUGACGGAAAGUUGUGGAGUGAAGCCACAGUUUAAAUAAAUGGGCCGGUAUCAACAUGAAGUCCAUGUAGCUUUUGCAAGGCAUAAAAUGUCGUUCAAGUCAUGGAAACCUCAAAUAAUUCGCCAGAGUCGAAACGAGAAAAAAAGUAAUUGAGAAGAAACAAAGAUGUUAACGAAUGAGGCAGACUGAGACAUGUAGGUACUGUAACUGACAAACUAACUUGAAACAUUUAGGGUAUCAUUCAAGAUGUGUCAUCCCUGAGAGAGCUUCUUGAACCUUCCCAUUGGCGCUUGUCAAUUUUGACGAUAACUGUCAUGUUUGUGAGUUAUUAGCGGAUUUCUUGUAAUUCGCUCCCACGGUCAUUGUUUGUUUUGUUUUGUUCUUGGGUGGUUUGUAUGCAUCAUAUCGUUCAGUCAACUAUCCUAGUUAAACUCUGGUGUUCCUAACAUAAGUGCAAAAUUCCAGAUUGGUCGUUAAUAACAGUAGAUUUUCAUGCAAAAUAUGAACUGCGGGUGUAAUGAAACUGGUCCAAAUCGUCACGAAUAUGAUAAAAUAUUCGCCGUGUUAGCGUGUUGUUUCAGUUGGCUGCCCUUGUGUGUUCCAAAUACACACGUAUUGUAUAGGUUUGUGGCACAUAAUUAUCAUAGCGUUUGGUGCAUGGCUGCGUUCGUGCGUCAUAAGCCCUUGACAAGCCAUCGUCAGGCAUCACGUUAAAUGGUUGUGAUCAUAUUGUUCCAUGUGAUCAAAUUUCUUAACUACGAUUAGUUUUUUAAACGCUAUAGGGUGAUUCAAGUGGUGGAAGCGAUCAACUACUUUUCAGAACAAACUACUCGCCCCAAAUGCAUUACUGAUUCCUUCUUAGACUUCAUUUCAUCCACUCCCAAGACAAACAAGUGUGAUGCAAGUGUAAAAAAAAGUAAACAGAAAUAUACAUAAGAUUCCGGUAUUUGCAGUCUCAACUGGAUACGAGAUAUCUAUAUGGUUGCGUUUUUUGGGGGUGAUCUGGAUCACGAUCGUAGUCCAAGAUCAUUCGGAUCAUGGUGCAUCAAAGGAACCGAUGAGUCUACUCUGGUCAAGGAUUCAUCUGCUCCUUUUAAGCACCAUGAUCUGAGUGGUAUUGGAUCACUAAUCACUGAUCCAGAUCACCCAAAAGGAAAACACACUCAUAUGUAGAGCACAAUUCGCGAUAUUCACAAUUUUGAUUUCCUUGAUUUAUACCAUUCACGUAUUCUCGGAAAUGCGCAUUAAGUGGGAAAUUACGUAGCUGACGGUUAGGACGGCACAGGUCGAUGAGGUCCAUGCAUCAUAACAGAGAGCCAAACAAUGAUUCCUGUUACCUCCUACUCAGCCAACAAGAAACUGAAAAUUUUAAUUCCUCUUCUAAGUUUGAUUUAGUUAAAAGUUCUGAAAAUGUUGAGUUUUAAACCCGUGUCGCACGAACAGCGUUCAAUACAUUCGGCUCAAAUUCUUCUGGACAGUUAAUCGUGCUUUUUUCAAUCAGUAUUCAGAGCUGUUUUGGGGGGUUGACCAGACACUGAAUCGUGCAUGCUAAUCAAAUGUUAUUAUGUCACUGGAGUUACGAUCAAAGAAUUAACGGUAUGAUCUUUGAUUUCUAACAUGCAUAUACUCUGUGGUGUUUUCUUGACAAAGCAAGCGAGGACUGUGUGAAGAUAAGUAAUGUUGAAGGAAACACCUUUUUUGCUAUUAAGGAAAUACCUUUUUUUGCUAUCAAGUAACCACCUAAAAAAGAGACUACGAUCUAUGGUCUAUGAUCUAUCAUCAUAGUUUCUUGGUGUGAAUAAAUAGUUUUGAAGUAAAGUUCCGAAAAUAACCAUAA